AUGAAGGCGCAGAACAUUCGGACCCUUUCUCUCAUCCUGUGUAUGCUAUCCUACCUGCUUGUGGGAGCCGCGGUGUUCGACGCCCUCGAAUCAGAGAUCGAGAACUCGAAGAAGAAGAUCUUGGAACAGAAACGCAAUGAGCUGAAGAAGAAGUACGGAUUUACCGAUGUCGACUACCGGGAGAUCGAGAGAGUGGUUCUUCAGUCGGAGCCCCAUCGCGCGGGGAGACAGUGGAAAUUCGCGGGAUCCUUUUACUUUGCUAUCACCGUCCUCACAACGAUAGGUUAUGGUCACGCUGCUCCAAGCACUGAUGCUGGAAAGGUAUUCUGCAUGUUCUAUGCAGUUCUGGGUAUCCCUCUGACACUGGUCAUGUUCCAGAGCAUGGGGGAAAGGAUCAACACGUUCGUCCGCUACCUCCUCUGCAGGCUCAAGCGAUGCAUGGGCUUACGGAAGACUGAUGUGUCCAUGGGGAACAUGGUGCUGGUGGGCCUCCUGUCCUGCAUGAGCACGCUCUGUGUCGGGGCAGCAGCCUUCUCCCACUUUGAGGGCUGGACUUUCUUCAAUGCCUACUACUACUGUUUCAUCACGCUCACCACCAUCGGCUUCGGGGACUUUGUGGCCUUGCAGAAGAAGGAGGCCCUCCAGAGGAGGACUCCCUAUGUGGCCUUUAGCUUCAUGUACAUCCUGGUGGGGCUGGCAGUGAUUGGGGCUUUCCUGAACCUGGUGGUGCUACGCUUCCUCACCUACAGCACAGAGGAGGCAACCAGAAGCCUGGAGGUGGAGUGGGAGGAGCAAAAGCCAGCAGCGCCUAAGACGACAGGGGGUGGGGAGGUGGAGGCAGAUGUGGAAGCAUCAGACUCUGCUAAGCAUCCUGAGUCCCGCAUCAGCGCCCUCUGCUCCUGCAUGUGCUUCAGGUUGGUUGCCUGUGGCAGCCCCUCUCCGGCCCACUGUGAGCACUCAGGCUGCCACAGCAACUCUGUCUUCUACAACUCCAUCUCCUACAGGGUGGAUGGAGCCUCCUGCAGCUCCAGGGGAACCUCAACCCAGUCCUUCCCCAGCAGCGAUGCCCUAUUUCUGGGGAUGAGCAGCCCUCACACACGGAGGAAGUCAAUAUAGCUGCUUGGAUUGUUGGGACUCACUCUGAACUAAAGUGGUCUUUGUUCUUAUCUACACUACAGCCAGAGAUGUUACUCUGAUUCUCUGCAGGUGGAACAAAUUGUGUAUGCUUUCCCAAAAAGGUCACCUUUACAUAUUUUAGGUUGUGCUUCUACACUAUAUAUACAAAGUAUGUGGACAUCCCUUCAAAUAAGUGGAUUCAACUAUUUCAACAAUACCUGUUGCUGACAGGUGUAUAAAAUCGAGCACACACCCAUACAUUCUCCAUAGACAAACACUGGCAGUAGAAUGGCCUUACUGAAGAGCUCAGUGCCUUGAACAUGGCACCGUAAUAGGAUGCCACCUUCUCAACAAGUUGGUUUGUCAAAUUUCUGCAUUACUAGAGCUGCCCUGGUCAACUGUAAGUGCUGUUAUAGUGAAGUGGAAACAUCUACUGGCAACAACGGUUCAGCCGUGACGUGGUAGGCCACACAGGCUCACAAAAAGGGACUGCAGUGUUGAAACGCAUGCAGUGGUUCCUCCUUUAAAAGUUUGUACAGCGGGACUUAGAGGUACCCUGCGUCACGGCUUCACUGCUCCAGACCACCGCAAGGGGGAGUUAGAGCACUCAUUACAUUGUAGAAUAAUAGUGAAGACAUCACAACUAUGAAAUAACACGUGGAAUCAGUUAAGAACAAUUUCUUAUUUACAAGGACAGCCUACUCCUUCCUCCCUGUUGGGGAAUUGAACCCCGGUCUCCCGCGUGCCCUUCCCACACGACACAGGGUUUCUUUAGCAAAAUAGCCCAGUACUGUACUGCCGACGUCACGUUCUACAGUUUCCUUUUUAGUUUUUCUCCGAAUAUAGACACCAUAAUAUUAAUCAAAUUAAUUAAGACAAAUUUCUUAAAAUCAAUCCCAUAUACUAUGUCAUGACAAAAAAGGUUUUAAAUUCUCUGGUAAUGCCAAUAUGGAAGACUAUCAAAUGCUUCUCAAAGGUGCCUUCUGGUGGUCAAACUAGCACUAACUUGCAUUAACAGAACAAAUGGCUUACAAUUUGAUAACGUGCCACAGAAUGCUGCAGCAGCCUGCAAGGAGUGCUGCAGUGUGACUCAACUUUUAGGAACCACUGUAGAGGGUAAAGAUCGCCUGUCCUUGAUUGCAACACAAGAACUGUUUGUCGGGAGCUUCAUGAAAUGGGUUUCCAUGUCCGAGCAGCUGCACACACGCCUAAGAUCACCAUGCGCAAUGCCAAGCAUCGGCUGGAGUGGUGUAAAGCUUUCCGCUAUUGGACUAGGGAAGAGGGGAAACACAUUUUCUGGAGUAAUUAAUCGCGCUUCACCAUCUGGCGGUCCGAUGGAAGAAUCUGGGUUUGGAGGAAGCUAAGAGAACGCAACCCAAUGCAUAAUAACAACUGUAAAGUUUGGUGGAAUAAUUGUCUGGGGCUUUUUAUGGUCCGGGCUAGGCCCCUUAGUUCCAGUGAAGUGAAAUCUUAAUGCUUCAGCAUACAAUGAUAUUCUAGACAAUUCUGUGCUUCCAAUUUUGUAACAACAGUUUGCGGAAGGCCCUUUCCUAUUUCAGUAUGACAAUGCCCCCAUGCACAUAGCAAGGUCCAUACAGAAAUGGUUUGUCGAGAUCGGUGUAGAAGAACUUGACUGGCUUGCACAGAGCCCUGACCUUUGGGAUGAAUUGGAACACCGACUGUGAGCCAGGCCUAAUUGCCCAACAUCAGUGCCCGACCUCACUAAUUAUCUUGUGGCUGAAUGGAAGCAAGUCCCCGCAGCAAUGUUUCAACAUCUAGUGGAAAGCCUUCCUAGAAGAUUGGAGGCUGUUAUAGCAGCAACGGGGAGACCAACUCCAUAUUAAUGUCCAUGAUUUUGGAAUGAGAUGUUUGAUGAACAGGUGUCCACAUUCUUUUGACCAUGUAGUUUGUUAAUUUUUUCCCAGUCAAUAUGUAGCUUUUACAGAUAUCCUAUUCUGCAUUAUAUUGUUUAAUUGCAUUGUUUUCUAUGACACAGAUAAAUCAAUUAUUUACUCAGGUAUAGCGGUCUAAGGUACUGGUUCGAUUCCAGGCUGUAUCACAUCAGGCCGUGAUUGGGAGUCAUAUAGGGCGGCGCACAAUUGGCCCAGCGUCGUCCGGGUUUGCCACAGGGAAGGCCGUCAUUGUAAAUAAGAAUUUGUUCUUAACUGACUUGCCUAGUUAAAUAAAGGUUAAAUAAAAAAUAAAGUAAAAAAGUUAUGAAAUAAAAUGUACUA
Messenger RNA from Oncorhynchus masou masou (cherry salmon), 3350 nucleotides. RefSeq names its product potassium channel subfamily K member 15-like. The coding region runs from base 1 to 1116 and encodes 371 amino acids. Gene Ontology annotation, biological process: potassium ion transmembrane transport; stabilization of membrane potential. The record is from RefSeq and is a predicted model, not a curated record. The transcript is spliced from 3 exons. NCBI's taxonomy places the organism in Eukaryota, Metazoa, Chordata, Actinopteri, Salmoniformes, Salmonidae. Gene Ontology annotation, cellular component: plasma membrane. Gene Ontology annotation, molecular function: outward rectifier potassium channel activity; potassium ion leak channel activity.